GGCAAACAAUAAAAAGGAAAUAUAAAACUCAAGAGUCAAAGUUCAAAAUAUGCACUCUUUAUUUAUAUUUGGUUUCAUUACCUGAUCAUAAUAAAAGCCAAUCAAUAUAUAUAUAUAUAUAUAUCAGCCUCUCACUUAAACCUUUGUCAGUUCGCAAAACCAAACAACACCAACAAAACACAAAAAUGGAUUACGUUCUGAGUUUAUUGCCACUCGUCUUGUUUAUAUUAGCUUACAAAUUCAUAUUCUCAUCCAAAAAGCAUCGUUUCAAUCUCCCACCAGGACCAACUCCGUUUCCCAUCGUCGGCAAUCUCCACCUCGUGAAACCGCCGGUACACCGUCUUUUCCGUCGCUUCGCAGAAAAAUAUGGCGAAAUCUUCUCCCUCCGUUACGGCUCUCGCCAAGUCGUAGUGAUCUCUUCUUUGCCUCUCGUUAAAGAAUGCUUCACUGGCCAAAACGAUAUCAUUUUGACAAACCGCCCGCAUUUUCUAACAGCUAAACACAUCGCCUACGAUUACACCACGAUUGGAACCGCCGCUUACGGCGACCAUUGGCGUAAUCUCCGCCGUAUCUGCUCUCUUGAGAUCCUUUCCUCUCAGCGUCUCACCGGAUUCCUCUCCGUCCGUAAAGAUGAGAUCCAGCGGUUGCUCACGAGACUCUCACGUGACUAUAAUGGCCGUGUUGUUGAGCUUGAAUCUCUUCUUGCCGAUUUAACGUUCAAUAAUAUUGUCCGUAUGGUCACAGGGAGACGCUACUACGGAGACAAGGUUUACAACAAGGAGGAAGCGAAUCUAUUCAAGAAACUAGUGACGCAGAUCAACGACAAUAGUGGUGCGAGCCAUCCAGGAGAUUAUCUACCGAUUCUUAAAGUGUUCGGACACAGCUACGAGAAGAAAGUGAAAGAACUCGGCGAAGCCAUGGACACUUUCUUGCAGCGACUGCUCGAUGAUUGCCGAAGAGAUGGAGACAACAACACAAUGCUUAGUCAUUUGUUGUCUUUACAACAAGAACAACCCAAGUAUUACAGUGAUGUCAUCAUCAAAGGCCUUAUGCUCAGUAUGAUGCUUGCGGGGACGGAUACAGCGGCUGUGACGCUAGAAUGGGCGAUGGCGAAUUUAUUGAAAAACCCUGAAGUGUUGAAGAAGGCAAAAGCUGAGAUAGACGAGAAGAUUGGACAAGAACGUUUGAUCGAUGAACCGGACAUUGUGAAUCUCCCUUAUCUCCAAAACAUAGUUUUGGAGACGUUUCGGUUGUGUCCUGCCGCACCGCUCCUUGUCCCGCGUUCUCCUUCUGAAGAUCUAAAGAUUGGCGGAUACGACAUACCACGUGGCACGAUCGUACUAGUGAACUCUUGGGCCAUCCAUAGAGACCCGAAGCUUUGGGAUGAGCCAGAGAGAUUCAUGCCAGAGCGGUUCGAAGACGAAGCAGCCGCGAAUGCCAAUAAGCUUAUGAUGUUUGGGAACGGACGAAGGACGUGUCCCGGUGCGGCUUUGGGACAGAGGAUGGUGUCAUUGGCUUUAGGGUCGUUGGUUCAAUGCUUUGACUGGGAAAAGGUCAACGGUGAGGAGAUUGAUAUGACAGAGAAUCCAGGAAUGGCUAUGCGUAAGCUCGUGCCGUUACGAGCCGUUUGCCAUGAGCGUCCCAUUAUGACUAAUCUAUUGGCUUAAGAUCACACGAUAUUAACCUACUCGGUUCACAAUACCCGGUUAAAGCGUCGUUUGCGGAUUUCUUUUAUAGAUUUGUGUUUUAAAGAUACUAAGAAAUUAUGUAAGAUUCGAUGAAGGAUGUUGUAAUAUUGUAAAUCAGAAGAUUCGAAUCACUAAAACAAUAGUUUUUUUUUUGGGGAUGUUUUGGAUACUAUAAAAAAAAAUAUAGAGAUGUGAGUUGUCAACAGUCUAUCUUCUUCUCUUUUGUUGGGGUCAGUCAAAGUCUAUCUAUAUAUAUUAUGAUUUGUUUUUUUAAAGCAUUGAAAGAGACGCA
Messenger RNA from Thlaspi arvense, 1980 nucleotides. The record is from the annotation of a GenBank genome assembly. NCBI's taxonomy places the organism in Eukaryota, Viridiplantae, Streptophyta, Magnoliopsida, Brassicales, Brassicaceae.